UGCAGGUGGUCCAGGAUUCGGUUUCACCUAUCUUUCGGCGUAGACUUGGGGAGUGCGCUUCACAAGAAACGAUGUCACGAGUCCUCGCUCGUCUGAUAUGAUUGCUAUUUGAUAAUCGCAGACCCUUUGGCUUGAUCCUCGUGGAACUGGUCUGAGCACGCUGAAUAACGGCGGACAUCUUCCAAACGAAGCAAAUGAACGACGAGGCAAUUGUCAAGUAUCUCAAAUACUUUCGUGCAGAUAACAUCGAGGCUGAGACCAUUCGGCACUUUCUCCUCGACGGCGAGAAAGAUCCGGAAGCACCUAAAUGGACGAUCUUUGGGCAAAUUUUCGGAGGUUUUUGUGCCGCCACCUACCUUUCAUUCUACAGUGAUAGCUUGAAGGAGGUCUUCAUCACUGGCGGUAUUCCACCCAUGGUCGACUCUCCCGAUGCAACCUACGAAGCCCUUAUGUUGAAGGUGGAAGAACGAAAUAAGGUUUGCUAUUCAAAGUACCCCCAAGAUGUUCGAAACGUUCGUCUAAUCUUAGGUUUCCUAGAAGGGAACAAUGUCGUUAUUCCAAACGGCAGGAAUCUGACAGUCUCGCGGUGGCAACAACUCGGCCUGCAAUUUGGUUCGCAUGGUAGCUUUCGAUUUACUGCGAAAGUAUGGCUUUUCAUAUUCUAUGCUUAAGCGGCCUCGAUCAGGUUCACCGUAU
Messenger RNA from Suillus discolor, 696 nucleotides. RefSeq lists its product as uncharacterized. The record is from RefSeq and is a predicted model, not a curated record. NCBI's taxonomy places the organism in Eukaryota, Fungi, Basidiomycota, Agaricomycetes, Boletales, Suillaceae. The coding region runs from base 195 to 671 and encodes 158 amino acids. The transcript is spliced from 5 exons.